This is a messenger RNA of Acanthopagrus latus (yellowfin seabream), 2967 nucleotides long. RefSeq names its product sialoadhesin-like. The transcript is spliced from 8 exons. The record is from RefSeq and is a predicted model, not a curated record. NCBI's taxonomy places the organism in Eukaryota, Metazoa, Chordata, Actinopteri, Spariformes, Sparidae. The coding region runs from base 1289 to 2461 and encodes 390 amino acids.
AGUGGCAGGAGCUCAACUGAUGCUGUCGCUGUGCAGAGUUCUGGGAAAAGACUGAGGACUUACAGAGGAAUUCGAUCUUUUCAGCAUCACUAAGGACAUUAAUCAAUUAUUCUAUGUAGAUAGUGUAAAAUAGACCAUUAUAUUUUUAGAAUUUUAACAUGAAGACAUUUAACAGCUGUUUACAUACAUAAAAAUUCAUGUUUAAGACAUAUGAGGACUUCAAUUUAAAUUGCAGUUCUAACAUUGUGAUACAGGAAUAGAGCAUUCAGCGCAUUUGAAGUGAACACUUAUCAGCUCUGUGUCGCUGAGCAGCAGUGAGAAACACCUGACACAAGUAACCAAAACUCUGAGGUACCAACAUGUCUGAAGUUUUCUCUCGCUUAGCUUUCUUUGUUGAGAGUAAGUUGUGGCAUUGGGCGUCAGGUUGUAUUUCAGUGCAUUAAGUACAAGGAAACUGAGACACCUUCAGUCUUUAAUUACUACUAAACUGAUGUGUUGUAAAUAUGAUAAAACAGAACUGUAUCUCUGUGUGGCUGAAAAACCAAAAUGACUGUCACCGGAUGAAGUUACAAAAGAGCUCAGAGCCAAAAAACCCUGAGCAGUGAAAGGUCAGGGAAACAGGGAAGUUGGUUUUCUGCUUCUGUCCUCCACACGGCUCUCUGCAGCAACAUGUCUUCAUCAUGGGCUCCACAGCUGUGAUCACUGUCCAUGUGCUCACCAUUCAUUCUUUGACUGGAACACUUAAGUUCAGUUCUGGUGCUAACUGCGGUGACAAGUGAGAAAGAAUCUAACACACAGCUCACACUUUUUUUUCACAAAUGAUUAAUUGAGAUAGACACAAAACAGUUUCAUUCUCUGACACAACAGAACGAGCUUUGCCAGCAGCUGAUCUGGAUCACCUACACAGUUGUCUGUUUCAAAUCACUAACAUCUAGAUAUUGUCCUCCUGUUUAUUAGUGCCCCUUAUGGUACUUGAUACAGAUGUAUGAGAGGCAGCUCUCCAUGUCCUCCUAAUGUGACACGUACAACAAAAGAAGAUAACACAUACAGGCUUCACCGAGUCUCCUGAUCCAAAUAAUAAUUAAGAAUUAGUGACUUGCAUUCUGAUGUGCUGAGGAUUUCCUCACGCAGGGGGUGUGAACAGGAAGGAUGAAGACUUCUCUUAUUUCUGCAGUAUUUUAGUCAUGUGAAACAAGAAGUCUGGCAGCUUUUAUAUCACACGUCCCAUCAGUCUGUUACUGGAGGAAACUACUUUAUUCUUCUUUUCAGCUGCAGGCUUGUUUGUGUCAUGUCAGUCCUGUGUGUGAAUAUGGUGACAGCCAACAUGUUGCUGAGCCUCUUCUUUCUCUCAGGUGUUUUAGCUGAUUGUCCUGAAGAUUCAGACCUCUUCAUCACUGCACCAAAGAGGAUGGAAGCACUGAGUGGAUCUUGUUUGCAAAUCCCAUGUAACUUUAGACCUAGAGAUGUACGAGAGUUUGACAGCAGAAAAGAAAUCUUUGCAGUGUGGAUCAAAAAUCACCACACAGUUAUAGAUUAUCCAGACAAUGUGAUUUUCAACAGCAGUAGGACAAAUAACGUCUAUCCAAUGAAGAUAACUGGAAACCUGAGAGAGAAAAACUGCACCACUUUAUUUUCCAGUUUAAAUACUAGUUACACAAACACAUACUACUUCAGGAUUGAGAGCAACUCAUUCAAGGCAACAGCUUAUUGUGAUCCUCUUCAAAUAACAGUUGAAGAUUCUCCUCGUCGCCCCACAAUUGAGAUCUCAGGUGAUCUGAAGGAGAAGGAGUCUGUCACUAUAACCUGCUCAGCUUUCACUCCCUGUCCACACUCCCCUCCUAAACUCACCUGGAAUCUCCAACAAGACUCUCACAACAAAACAGAGGAAAACACAGAUGGAACCUUUACAACUAAAAUCCAGGAGACCAUCACUCUGUCAGAGCAACAUGAUGGAUACAACAUCAGCUGUUCUGCCACAUAUCCUGUGAAUGUAGGAAAAGAUGUCAAGACAGCAGAGGAGACAAAGACUCUCAGUGUUUCAUAUGCUCCUAAAGACACCUCAGUGUCCAUCAGUGCAUCAGCAGGUAGCUGGGUGAACCUGACCUGCUCCAGCAGAGCCAAGCCUCCCGUCAGCAGCUUCAGCUGGUUCAGGACCAGCAAAGAUGGACUGAUGAAAGUAGCUGAAGGACACUUUUACAGUGUUAAUGUGACAGAUGGAGGAGAUUAUUACUGUGUGGCCACAAAUGAUCUCGGUAACCAGACGUCGUCGCGGUUUCGUUUAAAUAAUUCAGAGUUUGGCCUUUCUGUCCACGUUACAGUGAAGAUCCUGGGAGUCAUAAUGCUCUACAGUACAAUCGUCAUCUUUGAGUGCUGCUUCAGAUCAAGAUGCUGCAACAAACCAGUGAAGGACUCAGACGAAUCAGACUGUGUCAACAGAGUGAUUGAGAUUCAGGCGUCAUGAACGAGAAGAGGAAGACGUCACGUUCACCAUAAAUGGAAUAUUUCUCUGUUUCUUGUUCCUCUAAUUCUUAAAUCUUCAAUUAGUCUGCAAGAGUUUGGUGAUGUGAACAAAGGACGAAGUCUAAACAGCACAGAUGUUUGUUUUGAUGGAAGAUAACACAAAUAUAAUUCCAUCAUCAUCAUCAUUAGUUUGUGUAAGAUCGAAACGAUUUGUGGUAUUUUUAUGGUAAUUAUCUUUAUUUUCCACUGUGGCGUGUUCUUUGUGUGUGUUGAUAAUGAUCUCCAAAUGUGAAAUGAGGACAGUUUAUGUAAGAUAUUUUUGAUGAUGAAGACUUUUUAUUCAUUUCACCUGCUUGUUUUAACUGAACAAUGAAUCAUAUCACACUGACUUGCACAUGAUGACUUUUUAAAGAUCCUCAGAGGUCUUUAAAUCUAACUGUCUUUUUGGGGGAUACAACUUUUCUUGAGUUUUACCACACUGCUGACAUAAAGUUUUUUUUAACUCCA